AUGCCUAAAGGAAUUGCCCGUGUGGAUGAGAAAGUUUCAGUAAAGGCGUCAUUGCCAGAUUUGCGAUUUGAACAGACCUUUAAGCAGUCCUUGAGGAAAGAAGCUUUGAAACAGAAUAAAUUAACUCUAUCGGUGGCUGAUGGAUCUGUCGUAGAUCCUCCCAUUACACCAUAUAUCGUUGCAAAAGUUGUUGCUAGAGAUAUUUUGAUAAGUCCAUUUUUGCAGGGUGUCUUUCUCUCGUUAUUUUAUAUCGUUGCCAAGCCAUGGUUACAAUAUUGCAGACAAGCAGGACGUAAUAUUGGCAGAAGUAUAAUUAGGAACUUAUUUGGUAAGAAUGCGAUAUACAGGCCACCAAGAAACAUAUAA
Kluyveromyces lactis is the source of this 366-nucleotide messenger RNA. RefSeq lists its product as uncharacterized. The coding region runs from base 1 to 366 and encodes 121 amino acids. The record is from RefSeq and is a predicted model, not a curated record. Gene Ontology annotation, molecular function: mitochondrion autophagosome adaptor activity. The transcript has a single exon. Lineage: Eukaryota; Fungi; Ascomycota; Saccharomycetes; Saccharomycetales; Saccharomycetaceae. Gene Ontology annotation, biological process: mitophagy.